AUGCCGUCGGUAGACCUCAACCAGAUCCCUGCCUCCGCGCCGCCCGACGGCGUGACGCCCAACUUCGUGAACCCACCGAACCAGAAUUAUCAGAUCUACUCCAUCAAUAUUGCCCUCUGCCUUACAGGUACAGCGGUCUUGAUCCUUCGCUUGUACACGCGUGGUAAACUCCAGAAGACCAUUGGGGUCGAUGAUUGGUUCUGUAUCUGGGCGCAAGUCUGCGCGUGGCUAUUUGCCAUUUUGUGCAUGCUCAAUAUCCGGAACGGCUAUGGGGUCCACAUUUGGGACUUAUACCUCAGCAAGAUCAAGCCCUUCAAGCAGUAUGAUCUUGCGGCUGAGGACAUUUUCGUUGUCGGAAUCUGGCUGGUCAAAACGUCCAUCUUGUUGUUCUACCUGCGCUUGAGCCCCGAAAAGCGGUUCCGCCAAAUGACAUACGGGAUCAUGGUCUUCGUUGCCUUGUACAAUAUCAUCAGUCUGCUGGUCUUUACCCUCGGCUGUAUACCGGUGCAGGCCAGUUGGGACGUGACUUUGAUGCCGACUGCCAAAUGCGUUGACCAACUCUCCUUCGUCUACGCUAAUGCGGCAUUCAAUCUGUUUUCCGACCUGAUCACUCUGGCGUUGCCUAUUCGACUCUGCUGGUCCCUUCAGACUACUCUCAAGCAGCGGGUACUCUUAAUGAUAGUGCUGAUGAUGGGUUCUUUCGCGUGUGUCAUUGCGAUCAUCCGCAUUGUCACCAUGAUGCCAUUUGUCUCCAGUAUGGACCUGACUUGGUACAAAGUGACCUUAGCCAAGUGGGCCAUGGUGGAGAUCAACGUGGGUAUCAUCUGUUCGUGCCUGCCGGUGAUGCGGCCUCUGCUCAUCCGGUUCUUCCCCGCUGUUUUUGGCAGCCACGCCAGCAGUGGAGUCAACCCUAUCCGCCGUGCCGACGGCAAGGACACAUUUGGUGCAGCUCGCAAGAAGGUGAUCCGCAACUGGGACUACCUCAGCACAGUUAAGGGAACCCACGCGGGCGAGACUGCGCACGAUGUUGAGAGUCUGCAUGAGGAGCCUAAGCAUGACAAUGGCAGCGCUGAGCCGGCGAUCAUGAUGGCGACCGAAUAUUCGGUGACUUGCAAGAGACGAUCGGAUUAG
Messenger RNA from Aspergillus niger, 1131 nucleotides. RefSeq lists its product as uncharacterized. The transcript is spliced from 6 exons. Bases 1 to 1131 code for a protein of 376 amino acids. The record is from RefSeq and is a predicted model, not a curated record. Lineage: Eukaryota; Fungi; Ascomycota; Eurotiomycetes; Eurotiales; Aspergillaceae.